GCUCAGAUUGACGGGCAGUCUGAAGUUGGUUCAGGUGGAGGGGGUGGCGGCUGUCGCCCUGGGGACGAUUCAGACGCCAAAGGGACGCCCAAACGUCUCAAUGUAUCUAACAUCCCCUUCCGCUUUCGGGACCCAGACCUACGGCAGAUGUUUGGCCAAUUUGGCAAAAUCCUUGACGUUGAGAUCAUUUUCAACGAGAGGGGCUCCAAGGGCUUCGGUUCUGUUACGUUUGAGUCCAGCGCGGAUGCGGAGCAGGCCAGGGAGAAGCUCCAUGGCUCGUUGGUGGAAGGAUGUAAAAUCGAGGUUAAUAAUGCCACAGCCAGAGUGAUGACAAACAAGAAAAUGACCACACCGUACUCUAAUGGAGAGGGACUUGCAGCCCUACCAUAUGCUGGUUGGAAGUUAAGUCCUAUGGUCGGAGCCAUGUACAGUCCUGAGCUUUAUACAGUUCCAGGGUUCCCGUACCCAGUGGCAGCCGCAGCAGCAGCCACAGCAGCAUCCGCCGCUUCCACCGCGGCAACAUUUCGAGGAACACAUCUGCGGGGUCGAGCUCGGCCCGUCUACAGCGCAGUCAGGGCUGCUGUCCUUUAGCCCGCCAUCCCUGCAUACCCUGGUGUGAUGGCCUAUCAGGAGGGUUUUUACGUUGCAACUGACCUCUAUGGCGGCUACGCAGCGUAUCGUUACGCCCAGCCUACAGCCGUAGCGACCCCUGCAGCAGCAGCCGCUGCAGCAGCAGCCUACAGUGACAGCUAUGGACGAGUUUACACGGCAGAUCCCUACCACGCUGCGCUGGCCCCAGCAGCAUAUGGUGUCGGAGCUACGGCCACGCUCUACAGGGGAGGAUACAGUAGAUUUGCCCCUUAUUAAAAGACACUUCAUGUCCCAGGACAUCCCCUAUCCUAUUGAAUUAUUCUGAAAGAGCUCCCUCUGUUGUUCUGGAGGUGGACUGUGUCCUGUUUUUAAAGUGUGGAGUCGACCACUGCUAAGAUAUUGCAGAUCCCACCCCAGAGCAUUCCCACUUUUCUUAUCUAAGCUUCUACAAAAAUAGAGGAAUGCUGUAUUAAAGACUAAGGGUCGCCUUUACAAUAAAAAA
This is a messenger RNA of Cyprinodon tularosa, 1093 nucleotides long. Its product is annotated as RNA binding protein fox-1 homolog 2-like. Gene Ontology annotation, molecular function: mRNA binding. Gene Ontology annotation, cellular component: cytoplasm; nucleus. The record is from RefSeq and is a predicted model, not a curated record. Gene Ontology annotation, biological process: regulation of alternative mRNA splicing, via spliceosome; nervous system development. The transcript has a single exon. NCBI's taxonomy places the organism in Eukaryota, Metazoa, Chordata, Actinopteri, Cyprinodontiformes, Cyprinodontidae.